AAGUAACGAGUUUAUAGUUUUUGAAAGGCGCAUCUGGAGAUCAACCUAAUGGGCUGCUUAUUAGGCCCAUGAUAGGUUAAUCGAAGCCUUUCCAAACCUACAAUCUCAUCAGUCUCCCCUUCCGCUAUAAAUAAAGCAAGUAAAACACACUAUCCUUGUACACUCGCUUUUUUACACACUCCACUUUACAAAAGCAAAAGAAAAACAGCUAAAACAGCGUCGUUUCGAGGAUGAACAAAGCAGGCAGCUCCGGCGGAGGCCCAGGAUAUUCCCACAAAGACUGGCCGAAACACUUUCCACCAAUCCCGAGGAACCAGUUCCAGAAAAGCGGUAACCAGUCUGUGUACGAGGUGAAGGAGACGAAGACCGCACGCGUUGCUAGGAUAGACACGCCUGGUUGCACCGUGUCAAGCCUCACCUACUGGAUCGACGGCAGAAACCUCCACUUCUUCGCCGGCGAACCCGACAUGCCCGAGUACGGCUACGACGGACGCAAAUACGGAGGGACGAUGGUGUUCGAUCCAGUGGCUUACGAUAUGGAGAAAGCUAGGGCUAAGCUUGUCAACGGAGUCCUCUGGAUCACCGUUCCCAAGAUCCAGCGCGUGAAUGCCAAGGCGGUUACCAUCGAGAAGAAGGUGCUGAACUUCAAGACCACAGUAGACGACAUGGUUUGAUGUGAGCCCGUACGUACGUCUUUUGUCUUUAUCUCCGUGUGUCGUGGCACUUGCCUCUCGUUAUGGUGUCUUGCUAGGGUUUAUGGUCUAGUCUUCUCUAUGACUUUUUUUUUUUUUCGUUUCUGUUUUUUUAAUAAAUGUGUAUCUGUGACGUGGACUUUGUUGCAUGUGGUUUGUGUUAAUCUUUUAUCGUUUAUGGUUAAGUGUGUCUUUUUCAAUUUCUUCUACGUAAAUGUCAUCAAAAACAUGUCUUUGAGUUUAUAACGA
Messenger RNA from Brassica rapa (field mustard), 941 nucleotides. RefSeq names its product 14.7 kDa heat shock protein. Lineage: Eukaryota; Viridiplantae; Streptophyta; Magnoliopsida; Brassicales; Brassicaceae. The record is from RefSeq and is a predicted model, not a curated record.